AUGGAUGUUGCUUCACCAGUGGACAAGGCAGCUGAUAUAGCUAACAAGAUCAUUAGACCUCGGUUGCAAACUGACAUACCAAAAUGGGUUGCUAAUAAUGCAAGGAAAUUGGUGCUAGCAGAAAGGAAUGGAACAUUUGAGAGUUCUUACACAAAAGCACCACAAUUGGUCACAGCUGCUACUUCAUUGAACCCAAAUAGCAUUGGUCAUUUCAUUUGGUCCAAAGAGGGUCAAGAUAACAGGUUUGAGAGUGUCAUUGUGGACUAUGAUGUACAUGUCAAAGGUUUUCUUCAUGGUUGUAGAUUGGUUAUUGGCUUAGAUGGAGCUCACCUGAAUGGUAAGCUAGGUGGUGUGAUGCUUUCAGCAGUUGGUAUAGAUGGCCAGAAUGGGGUAUUUCCUAUAUGUGUGAUGAUUUGUAUGAGUGAAACUGAAGAAAAAUGGCAUUUAUACAAGAAUUUCUUGACCAAGGGAUUCAGAAAUCCAAGACUCACACACCUUCUUUGGCAGGCUGCAAAGGCAAACAAGUAUCAUCGCUGGGAGGAGGCCAUGCAAGAAAUUGCAGAGAUAAGUUCAGUUGCAUAUCAAUACCUGAUUGAUGCAGAGCCUAAGUCUUGGGAAAAGUCAUGGUUUCCUCAUGAUGUUGCUUGUGAUCACAUCUACUCUAACUUUUCAGAAAGUUUUAAUAACAUGGCCCUGAAAUUCAGAGUCAAGCCUCUCACUCAAUUGAUCGAUAUGUACACACAUUUGGUGAUGGUGUUGUUUUCAAAUAGAAAAAAGCUUGCUGCAACUUGGAAAGCUGGUGACCUUGUUCCUGCUGGGAAAGAUCUCAUUAAGGUGAUGUGUGAUCUUAGAGGUAACUAUGAAUGUGAUCCUUCUAUAGAGCGCAAAGUGUAUGAGGUUACUAACAAAGCUAUUAGCAAAGUGUUUGUUGUUCGGGUGGAAGAAAAAUCUUGUACAUGUCGACAAUGGCAAUUGAAGAAGUUCCCCUGCAUACAUGGUGUAGUUGCAUUGUUUAAAUUGAAUCCUGAUUGGUCCAAGUACUGCAGUAAAUACUACAUAGUAGACUACUAUAGGACCACCUACUCAUGGUCAAUAACACCAUUGGGAGACAUUGAUGAGUAUCCCAAUAAGACUGGUAUCAAGAUUAUACAUCCACACAGAUUGAGAGAUAAUGGAAGACCUUGUGUCAAAAGAAAGAAGUCCUGGUCCUCCAGUUGGAUCCAACCCAAGAAGGAAGGAGUGAGAAUGGAGUGUUCUGUUAAUGGGGAUGAGUUCUGUAUUACUGCUGCACCAACAAAGAAGAUGAGGAAGGCCUUGUCUGCACCAAAUACUGCAUCAACAUCUGCAUCAAAGAAAGCAACAUCAUCUGCAUCAAAGAAAUCAGCUGAGACUUAUCAUGGUACUGUUAAUAUUUCUAGCCAAACAAUCAACAUUUCUGAGCCACCAUCAAAAAGGAUUAGAAAGCUUAACUCUAAAUAUCAGUAA
Messenger RNA from Papaver somniferum (opium poppy), 1485 nucleotides. RefSeq lists its product as uncharacterized. Bases 1 to 1485 code for a protein of 494 amino acids. The transcript has 8 exons. The record is from RefSeq and is a predicted model, not a curated record. Lineage: Eukaryota; Viridiplantae; Streptophyta; Magnoliopsida; Ranunculales; Papaveraceae. Gene Ontology annotation, molecular function: zinc ion binding.